Molecule: messenger RNA, 1740 nt
Organism: Vanrija pseudolonga
Lineage: Eukaryota; Fungi; Basidiomycota; Tremellomycetes; Trichosporonales; Trichosporonaceae
Gene: MSS51
Product: Protein MSS51, mitochondrial
Exons: 3
Coding region: 75-1640 (521 amino acids)
Source: RefSeq, a predicted model, not a curated record
UCACAACCACACCUCUCUACUCUACGAUCUCGGCACAUCACCGUCACCGGUAGCCCCACCCCCUACCGCUCACCAUGCGCCAAGCUACAGGACGCGCUCUCACGCGCGCCGCGUACCGGCCGGUCGUCGCGUCGCGCGCCAGUCCGAUUCCCUCCGCCGUUCCCUCGGCCGUGCUCCCCCGCCAGGCCGUACCUUCGCUGCAGGCCAAGCGCACCUUUUUCAACAUCUUCCAGAAGAAGAAGAAGCAGCCGCAGUUCGAACAGGGGACAGACAACAAGCUCAUCCUGUCCCAGGCCGACCUGUUCCACAAGCUCUCCGAGUCGCCGUUCGAGGCCCUCCGCGAGAAGGGCGAGCGGAUCCGCACCUACUCGAUCUGCCCUGUCUCAUACGAGAAGCACCACGAGCAGGUCCCGGUCAAGUACGAAUGCCCCAACUGCGGCUUCCCUUCGCAUGCGAGCGAGGAGCGAUGGGUCGAGGGCAAGGCGGAGCACGACGAGUACUGCCCCCGUAUCCGCGAGGUGAACGAGGACGAGCACGACAUUCGUAGCGGCCGCCGUAUUGUCGAGUUUGAGAACAUGCCCGGUAUUCAGCCAUACGAGCAGGCCGUGUCGCUCGCGACGUGGGACUCGUUCUUCUUCACGCGUGGCUUCGUGUCCAUCAACUCGCCACGGGCAAUCCGCCACGUCUCCAAGCUCAUGACGUACCCGAUCACCAUCCUCAGUGUGCUGCACCAGAACGGUCCCUUCAACGCUAGCAAUGGCCGCAUCACCCACGAGGGCAGGAGAAGCAUGGCCGCGAUCCACUCCACGAUCCACCCUCCCCCCGGCACGACGAUUGAGAGGUCGAGCGACAUUCGGCCAAUGCCCCCCGUGCGCAUCUUCAUUCUCGGAGCGCGUGCCGAGUCGACGCUCCCUGCCGACCUGUGGCUGCAGGUCGCUCACCUCUUCCCCACGACUCAGUUCAACAUCUUCUUCAUCGGCCCCGAGGCCGGCAUCCCCAUUGUCGACGGCCGCAAGCGCGAAUACCUCAAGAUGGAGACCGAGGGAAGCAAGUAUGGCUACCCGACCUGCGACUUCAACGUGAGCCCGCAGCUCAAGCUCACGUCGAUCCAGUCGACGUACCAGAACGUGCACAACCAGCUCGGCCCCUUCGACCCCUACCAGGACGUCUUCUUCGCCUUCUCGCCUGGACUCGGAUUCCCCGACCAGUCGCCCGAGAACAAGCAGGAGGGCCAGCAGCCGCUCGUGCAGGCCGAGACGUCGUGGCGCAAGCCACUGCAGCAGAUUCUCGAGACCAAGUGCGGUCUCUUCUUCACUGCCUUCUCGCCUACCGACCUCGCGCGCGACGUGUCGGCCGUCUACGGCACGCAGCCGCCCACGGCCGGCCCCGACAGCCCAAGCGAGUACCCUUCGUCUGUCCGCCUGCCGACGACGCCGGCACCGCCCAUUGAGGGCGUGACUGACGAGUUUGAGCUCAUCCUCACCCCCGGCGCCAACCCCUUCGGCUCGCGCAAGUGGGAGAUUGCCGAGUGGGACAUUCGCGUCGGUGUCAAGACAAACUGGGGCAUCUGGGGUAUCCGCGGCAAGCGGUACGAGGUGACCAACAACGCCGAGGAGGAGGCCGAGAAGGAGGAGGAGUAGACGUAAAAUCGCUCCACGAGGACUAGACGCAAAACUCCAUCACGGGCAAUUUACAUGCCUCUACAUGGGCAACUUACAUGCAUACCACUCUAGCAUUACA